Messenger RNA from Rhopalosiphum maidis (corn leaf aphid), 522 nucleotides. Its product is annotated as histone H3. Lineage: Eukaryota; Metazoa; Arthropoda; Insecta; Hemiptera; Aphididae. Gene Ontology annotation, molecular function: protein heterodimerization activity; DNA binding; structural constituent of chromatin. Bases 29 to 439 code for a protein of 136 amino acids. Gene Ontology annotation, cellular component: nucleosome. The record is from RefSeq and is a predicted model, not a curated record. The transcript has a single exon.
CAUACAAUCUACUCAACCAAAUUCAACAAUGGCCCGAACCAAGCAGACCGCACGUAAAUCUACCGGGGGCAAGGCUCCUAGGAAGCAGCUGGCAACCAAAGCCGCUCGCAAGAGCGCACCAGCCACCGGUGGUGUGAAAAAACCACAUCGUUACCGUCCGGGAACCGUCGCUCUCCGUGAGAUCCGUCGUUACCAGAAGAGCACGGAGUUGUUGAUCCGCAAAUUGCCGUUCCAACGUCUGGUGCGUGAAAUCGCCCAGGACUUUAAGACCGACUUGCGUUUCCAAAGUUCCGCUGUCAUGGCAUUGCAAGAAGCAAGCGAGGCGUAUUUAGUCGGCUUGUUUGAAGACACCAACUUGUGCGCCAUCCACGCCAAGCGUGUUACAAUCAUGCCCAAGGACAUUCAACUGGCUCGUCGUAUCCGUGGAGAACGUGCUUAACCAUUUUAGUUUUAAUUUCACCCUAAAACGGCCCUUUUCAGGGCCACCACACAUUAUAAAACAACUACUACAUUUAUAUAAUA